Molecule: messenger RNA, 3015 nt
Organism: Culicoides brevitarsis
Lineage: Eukaryota; Metazoa; Arthropoda; Insecta; Diptera; Ceratopogonidae
Product: GPI ethanolamine phosphate transferase 1-like
Exons: 8
Coding region: 228-2966 (912 amino acids)
Biological process (GO): GPI anchor biosynthetic process
Cellular component (GO): endoplasmic reticulum membrane
Molecular function (GO): mannose-ethanolamine phosphotransferase activity
Source: RefSeq, a predicted model, not a curated record
UUCCCGGAAAAAAAUAUUUUUUUAAUAUUAAAAUAUGUGAAAAACGUAAAUUUAAAUUACGAAAAUCAGUCUUUUUCGAGAAUUUUCUUGUAAAAAAGAAAAAUUUUCAUAUAAAAACGUUAAAAAGGGCUCAUGACCUAAAUUUUUAAUUGAAAUUCGAUCGAGUGAAAGUUAAUUUUAUCUCUUAAUUGGUACUUUUAUGACUUACAAAGUACGUGUCAGCGACGAUGAAGUUCGUCAUUAGCUUUGGAUUUGUCUUGCAUUUGCUGUUUUUGGUCUCAAUCUUCUACAUUUACUUCCGGUCGCCGAUUUUGACGGAUCUUGAAGCACAAAAUGAACUGCCGAAUCCUCCAGCGAAGAGGUUGGUCGUUUUUGUUGCUGAUGGCUUACGAGCAGAAUCACUUUACGAAGUUCACUUAAAUAAAACUCCAUUUUUGGCGGAUGUGAUAUUAAAUCGAGGCAUCAGCGGGAUUUCACAUACGAGAGUUCCUACUGAAUCUCGUCCCGGGCAUAUUGCACUUUUUGCCGGUUUAUACGAAGAUCCAAGUGCGAUUUUUAAAGGAUGGCAAGAAAAUUUAGUCGAAUUCGAUCAUAUCUUCAAUAGAACGAGUGUUACUUACAGUUGGGGGUCUCCAGAUAUUGUUCCGAUAUUUGCAAAAGGUUCGACAGGAGGAAAAGUGAUGACUUUUAGUUACGAUCCGAAUGACGAAGACUUUUCAGGGCAGUCUGAUACGACGUUACUCGAUGAAUGGGUGUUUGAACGAGUGAAAAAGUUCCUUGAAGAAGAGGAAAAUGUCGAAAAAGUCAAGAACAAAGAUAAGAUUGUGCUGUUUUUGCAUCUUUUGGGUCUCGAUACUGCUGGACAUGUUCACAAACCGAAUUCAAAAAAAUUCAUCGAAAACCUCAUCGCCGUCGACAAAGGCAUCCAACAAAUCUACGAAUUGAUAGAAAAAGUUACCAACGAUCAAAAAACCUCCUACCUUUUCACUUCAGAUCACGGAAUGACAGAUCGCGGCUCUCAUGGCGACGGAACUCACUUUGAAACUGAAACUCCUAUCAUCGCAUGGGGUGCCGGCGUCAAAAAUUGGAAUAAAAUUGAAAAUUUCGUACAUAACCAACUUCACUAUCACAUGUUGAACAAACUUGUGCCUCGUUUCGACAUCGAACAAGCUGAUGUGACUCCGCUUUUGGCUUCUCUGAUUGGAGUUCCUGUACCUGUGAACAAUAUCGGCAAAUUACCGCAUCAGUAUUUGAAUGCAACGACAGAAUUCGUCGCAAAUGCUUUGAAAAAUAACGCUUUGCAACUGCUAAAACAGUACAAAAAGCUCUAUAUGAGGACCCGACAGAAGAAAUUCAUGUAUUUCAUCAACGACGAAGAAUAUCGAAUCGAAAAUCGUGUCGGAAAAAUGGAAUAUUUGCUCAUGCAGGCGAUAAAAGCGAAGAAAUAUGAUGAAAUUCCCGAUAUCGCAGAGACAUUGAUGCACGUCGCCAUCGAAUCUAUCGAAUUUUAUCAACAGUAUUACAAAUACGAGCUCUUGGUAUGUCUCGCCAUUACCAUGACCGGAUGGAUUUACAUCCUUGUGCAACAAUUGUACGUUCGCGAUCAUCACACAAGCCAUUCGCGAGGUUCAAAGUCACAACAAUUGGCUGUUCUGAUCGUUAUUUGCCUCGUUUUUGCUCUCAUCUUCUUCAAUUACAUCCAAAACACGCCAUCGAUGGUCACUUUGUACUUUAUUCUUCCCGUCAUCACGUGGUAUUUCGUAUAUUUACGAAAAAAUUACGCAAAAUUCCCGAGUUCGAGCAAAAUUAAAGUUUUUAUCGGGAUUUUCAUCUUAUUGGUGACAACUGAACUCAUGAUUUUGUCAUUUUUCCAUCGAAAUUACUUGAGUGUCGUGCUAAUUGGACAUUGUUUGUACGAAAUGAGCAUUUCAAACAGUAGUCGACGCAUGAAUUUAAAAUUAUUGGCAUCGACUUUGGCUUUAGCGGUGUUUCCUGCGUUGCCGAGUGUUGAAAAAGAUUCCAAAGAAAAUUAUUUGUUAUAUCUUGGAAUUUUGAUCUGGAUUGUGAAAGUUUUCAACGAAACCCGAUCCCAUAAAUUCAGUAAAGCGCUAAUUUUGCAACUUUCGAUCGUUUCAGCGACGAGUCUGAAUCUAAUUUAUAUCAUUUUCUGUUUGGACAACAGUUUAGGCGUUCCUAAAGUCAGUCAAAGCCUUUGUUGGAUACUCGCUGGAGUGUCGCUCGUUACUCCAAUUGUCAGUCCUCUCAAUAUAAAGCAACGAAUAAGCGCCAUUGAGAACGGAUUGAUAAUUAUUUUCAUGUCGAUGUCACUUUCGUACGAGCCGCUCUUCUUCAUGGCAUUUGUUACGAACCUAAAAUAUUGGAUCGAGUACGAAUUUAACUUGCAUCAAGAGAAUGUCGAACGACUUGAUGACUUAACCUUCGAUUUGGAAGGAUCUCCAUUCCAGUUGCGCUUCGUUAAUCUCGGAGAUGUGCGAAGAGUGACCAAAUUUUUGUUGUAUCUAUUAAUUGCGUUAUUCGGUACUGGCAAUAUCGCUUCGAUCAGUUCCUUUGACCCGAAUUGGGUGAGAUGCUAUAUUUCGACGUUUUCGCCCUUUUUGAUGACUAUUUUGAUCAUCUUGAAGCUCGUUAUGCCAAUUUUGUACUUAACUUGUUGCCUGAAAGCACUGAAUGUCAUCACAAAGAUAAAAGUGCAAAAACUUUUCAUCAUGAUACUGAUAAUUUGUGACGUAAUGUGCUUAAACUUCCUAUUUUUGGUCAAAAAUCGCGGAUCAUGGUUGGAUAUCGGAACGUCAAUUUCACAUUUUGUGAUUAUGGAAGCGACUGUUCUUGUACUCAGCUUACUUUAUGUCGUUGCGACAAUUUUAACGACAUUCAGUCUUCACAACGCAAAAAACAUUCGCUCCAUUAAUAACUUGCCUUUGCUCAGCAAAAGUAGUCUAGAUUAAUUUUUAUGGAAAUUUUAAAUAAAAAAAGAGGCACAAAAGCUAAAUUAUU